AUGACUUUUUCAAAUUCAUUAUUUUUAUCAUCAUUAGGAUAUAAUUAUUUUGAAAAUACAUUUGUAACUUUAAAACCUUUACUUUUUGAUGACAAAACUUUACUGUUUCCAAAAUAUCUUUUUUAUAAAAGCAAAUCAAUUUUAAAAAAAGAAAAAAAUUCAAAUAUUUUAAUUAUUGCUUUUAAUAAAGAUGAAAUUAAAGAAUGUUCUAGAACAUUCGAAGAAUAA
This is a messenger RNA of Dictyostelium discoideum AX4, 228 nucleotides long. RefSeq lists its product as hypothetical. The record is from RefSeq and is a predicted model, not a curated record. Lineage: Eukaryota; Evosea; Eumycetozoa; Dictyosteliales; Dictyosteliaceae. Bases 1 to 228 code for a protein of 75 amino acids. The transcript is spliced from 2 exons.